Messenger RNA from Anarrhichthys ocellatus (wolf-eel), 4398 nucleotides. It is a transcript of the gene dtx2, whose product is annotated as deltex 2, E3 ubiquitin ligase. The record is from RefSeq and is a predicted model, not a curated record. The transcript is spliced from 9 exons. NCBI's taxonomy places the organism in Eukaryota, Metazoa, Chordata, Actinopteri, Perciformes, Anarhichadidae. Gene Ontology annotation, molecular function: zinc ion binding. The coding region runs from base 323 to 2230 and encodes 635 amino acids. Gene Ontology annotation, biological process: protein ubiquitination; Notch signaling pathway.
GGAAGGAAGGAAGGAACCCUGGCAACGCUGUCACAAAGCUAACGCUGUCGCAAAGCUAGCGUUAACGUUAUCCGUGUUACUGCUAAGCCCUCUGAACGCAUCAGCUUUGUCAACAUGCACUUACAUGUUUAUCAGGGCUCUCUAACGUUUAAUAUUUACUUCAUAGCUUUCCUCUAAAGCGCGUUAACGAAUUUAAAAUGGCUAUUUUUAACGAGCCAAGCUAGCAGACAUUUUUCUUCUUCUUUAUUCGUCGUAGCUGCAAUCAGUUGAGCUAACUAAACCAAGCUAACAAGUUAGCUUAAUAAUCUUGGGCUUGUGGUGAAUGAAUAUGGCGAUUGUGUCUGGUUCCUGCGCCCGGGUGAACGGGUCUAGAAACGGGCCAGUGUCCGUAUCAACCACCGGACAAUCUCAGCCCAUGAUAGCAGUGUGGGAAUGGCAGGAUGACCUCGGCUACUGGCGGCCUUACAGCGGCCAAGUGAGCGGCCACAUCGAGCGGUGUUUGUUGUCACCGCGGAGCCAGAGAGGAGCAGGAGCAGCAGGAGGACCCGGAUGUACGAGCAUCUGCCUCGGACAAUCAGACCCUAGCCUGUCGCCUUAUCUCAUCGACAUACCGAGCUUGAAGCAGUUUCGACAGGACACGGGAAAGACCCGGUCAGUACGUAGGUCCCUGUUUGCCCAGUCCUCCGGCCUCGGCAGCGGCGUUUACUGGGAGUGGCUCAACGAUGAAGGAGGAUGGACUCCAUACGAGACUCGGACCUCCAUCCUCCUGGAGCACAGCUACCAGGCCCGCCAAGGCACGGCGGACUUGGGCCCGCACGGAUACAAUUACAUAGUGGACCUGACCUCUCUGGCCCAGGUGAACAAAGCGACGGGCUUCAGGCGGCAGGUCCGACGGCAGUGUAACCUCCCGUACCCACUGGCCUCCUCCGGCCCCCCCGCCAUCCCCUCGGCCCCCGCGGCCCCCGCCUGCUCCUGCCAACAGUGCUUGAGCCACAGCAGCACAGGACCCAUGCCCAGCCGCUCACGACAUUCCUUUUCGUCGGGCAGUCUGAACCGGCCCAGCCUGCAGGCGACGGGAAGGGCCGUUGCGGCUCACCCCACUUCUGUCUACUCUCCGUACCCGAGGAGACCCCUCUCUGUGGGGGGGAUGUCCUGGGGCAGCGCCUGGCCUCCACCGGCCUCUGGUAGUCACCUGUCCGCACCGCUCCUGACCGGCUCUACCAGUACCAACGGGCUAAGUGUCCCCUCCAUCUCUGUGCCGCUGAAUGGAUCCACCAGUGUGAGCUCAGCUCUGGCAGGCAUGGCCUCCAUUUUGAUGUCAGCGGUGGGACUCGGCGUGCACUUCACCACUGCCCCCCUCCCUCAGCAGCAGCAGCAGCAGCCGCCGCCUCCUUUCUCGCUUCCUCCUCCUCUCCUCCCCUCAGCCAGCAGGCCCAGCAAGCCCCACAGCAGCAGCAGUUCAGUUAGGAGAGCAAAGAGGCAGCACAGGAGAGCCUCCGCUCAGAGGCCCGAGGACGUGAUUCAGCGCUACAUGGAGGUAGUUGCCGGAGUACAGGAUGAGGACUGCAUCAUCUGCAUGGAUCAACUGUCCAAUCCGUCCGGCUACGAGACUCAGGCCACAGAGGAGGGGGGGCAGAGCAUCCUGCCGGACACCGUGGGGAAAUUCAUCAAAUGUGGACACACCCUGCACAUGCUCUGCAUGCUGGCCAUGUACAACAACGGAACAAAGGACGGCAGUCUGCAGUGUCCCUCGUGCAAGACAAUCUACGGAGAGAAGACCGGCACGCAGCCCAAAGGAAAGAUGGAAAUUUACAGCAUCGCCCAGUCGCUACCGGGCCACCCAGACUGUGGCACCAUCCAGGUCAUCUACAGCAUACCACCUGGUCUACAGGGCCCCGAGCAUCCCAACCCAGGACAGCCGUACAGCUGUAGAGGCUUCCCUCGCUUCUGUUUUCUACCCGACAACGACAAAGGCAGGAAGGUGCUGGAGCUGCUGAAGGUGGCGUGGAUGCGACGCCUCAUCUUCAUCGUGGGGACGUCCAGCACCACCGGAGAGCCCGACACGGUGGUGUGGAACGGCAUCCACCACAAGACCGAGAUGAUGUCCAACAUGUCGGGACACGGCUACCCGGACCCCAACUACCUGGACAACGUCCUGUCGGAGCUGGCGUCUCAGGGCGUGACGGAGGACUGCUUCAAACCUCCGGGCGGAGGAGGAGGAGGCAGUUAGGUCACAGCUGUGAGCUUCUGAUCCACCUCUCUGACCUCCGUCUGUUCCUAAGUUCAUUCUGCCCAAACGUCACAAGUGGGCUGAAGGUGUGGCAGCGGUUUAAUUCUCCACUACAUUCCUGCUCAUCACAUAUUCCUGGAGACUGAGCUUCAUCACUCCGAGCCUCUUUUAUCUAAAAACCUCCACAAACUGGAGGUUGUGUGUGUUUUGUGUUUCCCCGUGUCCGGCGACCAUGAACAUGGCCGCUCACAGCGGGGAUAGAAAUCUGUCAUUAAGCACUUUAGUUCUGACGGUGCAUUUAGUGGAGAUGUGUGAUGGUCCCGGUUAACCCUCUGAACCCCAAGCAGUAUCGGGGGGGGGGGGGGGGUUGGGUGUCACAUUUUUACUUUUUCACUGCAAUAUAUAAAAGUCCUGAACCUCUAUGGAGACAGCACAGUGGUGGCUAGACGUAGAGCUAGAACAUGACUUUAAUGCAGAACAGAAAUCAUUAAAAACGAAAAUUGAAUUUCUUUGAUAAUUUAUUUUACAAAAAUUGGAAAACACUGGAAUCUAUAUACACAACCUUGUUUCCAAGUUACAAGUGUUACCAAUGUUAGAAAGAACAAUGGAGGCUUUACGUGCUGUAUGUAUUAAACUAUUCACAUGUUUCAGCCUCUCCUCUCUGUGUUCACUUCCUGAAGUUCAGUCAGAGUUUCUCUGAUUUGUUGUCACGUGACUGUUGGUCUCAGAUGAAUCAAUCAUGACUUCAUAGUUUAACUGAGGAGCUCACAAUUUAAUGUUUUUACUCAAUCUGGUUAAAGUGAACGCUUUAUUUUAAAAAGAUACAUGUAGAAUAGAAAUGUUUUUGGUGAAAUAUCUCGAUUUUAAGCUUCGUUAUGGUUUCUUUCUGCGUUGGUAGCGUUCGUCACACAUGAUGUGUUCAAGAAAGUUGGGAAAGGUAAAAUCUGACGAUGGUUUUUCUUCUGGCCUUGAUAAACUGUCGUUUUCCGAGAUUGUUUAAAGAAAACAUGGCGGUGUGUUUUGGGGUUCAGAGGGUUAAAUGCAGUGAACUUUGGGAGGUUAUGCAAUGAAAGUGUUUCUGCUGAAACUUCUCGCAGCAAAGUGAGUCGAUACAUCAGCCUGAUGAGAAGAGGCAAUACUGAAACUAGAAUACAGCUGUGUGUGUUUAACAUCUAACACGACUUCUGAUCGGACCAUCUGUUGUAAUAUUUGACUCCAUAAGCAGAUGUUUAAUGCUCUCUCCCGGUGAUUCGUCAUGUUUUUAAUCUGCAGUAACGGCUCCCGGAGGCUUUGUUUCCUCAGUUUAAAGAAGGGACGAGGCGACAUCGUGCUUCUAGCUCCACGACCUCGAUGCUGUCGUCCAGAGAGACGGGAAAAGAUAUUAAAUAAAAUAAAAUAAAGGCCAAGAACACUCGACAGUGCGACAAUCAAGGUCAUCAAAUUCGUCUUGAUUAAACAAGACACAUAAAGCCGAGGCGAGCAUGUUAACGCCCCCCCCCCCCCCUUGCCGGCUGUGAUCUCACUUCCUGUAUUCACGUGAUGCUGCUCACUGUGCUGCAGUACAGGUGAACAUGUAUAACAAGCAACGCUGAAGAGAAAAGAAAAACAAAACGUCUGUAAUAAAGAAAUAAGUCAAAUGAAUCCCGACUCUUGACUUUAUCUACACUUCAGUUCUCUUCAUGAAGAAGAGGAACGCUGAGCUACUUCCAUCGACUCAUGUGGGGCUAAUGAUCGUUGAAUAUUGUAGCAGUAAAACCCUCAGGGUGCACCUGGGCCUCUUAAAAGGCCUCAUAUACUCAUUACAUGAUGUUAUACGAUGGACCCUUUAACCCUCGACUCUCACAGGAGCUUUAUUCUAUCAAUAAAAUGUCAUUACUGUCCAUCAGUUCCUCGUGACUUCAUAUUUAAAGUAUCACACAGGGAUUCAAUCCUGUGGUCUGCAUAGACUGUAUUUGUCGCCAUCUUGGUUUCUUUUGCAACCAGAAGUGACACGAGAGGGCGGAGCUUAAAACAACAGAAUGCUAAGACACGGAGUGAAAACACACUGAAAGAGAUAAAGUUCAAAGACGAAAACACGACUUCCAGACUGGACAAUGCCGUGGUAGAGACCUGUCAAUCACCGUGUAGCCCCGCCCUAAAGCAUCCCCUGCUUUAUGGUCUGUUUGACU